AUGUUCGUUUCACCACCCCCUGCAACAACAACAAAGCAGGUAUUUCCGAAGAAACUGCCGAAACGAUUAUCAGCUAUACCUGAGAACAACUCAGUGAGCAACUAUUCUCUCGAUAACAGCGAUAAUGGGAGUAUAGAUAGCGAUGUGAACAUGGAUGUGGACUCCCAUAUAUCUGAUGCAACAACACAACUACAACUGCCACUACAGAAAACGACAAGCAAUAGAAAUGAUUUCGUGAGUGCCCCACCAGAAUAUGCCGAUAGAGCUAGGUUAGAGAUUAAGAAGAGACUGCUUCCCAGUGGUCAAACCAUGGGCCACUUUCCAACACAUAGCUCGACUAGUCGACACAUACAACGCAGCAGAAGUCACAGCUCGCAGUCCUCGACAAGUGAUAGCCAGAGUCUUUUUUCUGACAACGCCUCCUCAUACCAGUCGAGUAUUUUCUCACAGCCUUCUACAGUUUUCUCACAGAACACUUCAAGCACCACCAAUAGUACACAUGACUUCUUAUUCCCACAUCCAGCUAAGAUAAUAACACAACUAUCUCUAGAAGAUGCUCUUCCGAAGUCCUUCUAUGACAUGUAUGCUCCAGAGAUUCUAACUGACCCCACAAACCUGUUAUGCAAUGGACGUCCCAAGUUUACUAAGAGAGAGCUUCUGGAUUGGGACUUGAACGAUAUAAGGUCGUUGCUUAUCGUUGAGAAAAUGAAACCAGAGUGGGGGUCACAAUUACCGGAAAUUGUUACAGCAGACCCUAAUCUGCCUAAAUUCAGGUUUAUACUAUUGCCUUUGAACUCUACUGAUGAGACUAUCAUACAGAUCCUUGUUAACUCAGACUUAUACCAAGAGGCUAACCUGGACUUCGAAUUCAAGCUGACUAGUGCUAAAUACACUGUUGCAGCCGCUAGAAAGAGGCAUGAACAAUUAAGAGGCUACCACGAAGAAGUUAUGCAGCUAACUAAACCUGAAUGGAGAAAUAUUAUCGAGAAUUACUUGUUAAAUAUUGCCGUCGAGGCCCAAUGCCGUUUCGAUUUCAAGCAGAGAUGUUCUGAAUUCAAGAAAUGGAAAUUGCAACAAGCCAAUUUGAAGAGACCAGAUAUGCCUCCACCAAGCAUGGUACCUAUGAAUCACUCGAAUAAAUCAUCUGGAAGUCUUUUGAAAAGGGCUCUGAUGAAGAAUCUGCAAUUAAAAAAUAUGAAAAAUGAGCAUAGUCAGGAAAAUAUGAUGGCUGGUCCAUCCGCAACACCUUUGAGCAAUAAGGUGCUUCUAACCAAAGAAGAGAAGGCCCAUAUCUGGACCCAAUGCCAAACUCAGGUUUACCAAAGGUUAGGCUUGGACUGGAAGCCAGAUGCUAUGCCUUAG
This is a messenger RNA of Nakaseomyces glabratus, 1362 nucleotides long. RefSeq names its product Std1p (gene STD1). The record is from RefSeq and is a predicted model, not a curated record. NCBI's taxonomy places the organism in Eukaryota, Fungi, Ascomycota, Saccharomycetes, Saccharomycetales, Saccharomycetaceae.